Camelina sativa (false flax) is the source of this 1179-nucleotide messenger RNA. NCBI's taxonomy places the organism in Eukaryota, Viridiplantae, Streptophyta, Magnoliopsida, Brassicales, Brassicaceae. The record is from RefSeq and is a predicted model, not a curated record.
AUGGAACACAUCCCAUUCGAUCUCGUUAUUGAGAUACUCUUGAAACUGCCGGCAAAGUCUAUAGCGAGAUUUAGCUGCGUAUCGAAGCUAUGGGGUUCCACAUUCCGCACUCCAGAUUUCACUGAAUCCUUCUUCACCAUAUCUUCUUCGUCUCACCCGAAGAUUUUGAUCACUUGUAAAUUAGACCACAAAACGUUCUUCUUCUCAUCGCCACAGCCUCAAAACCUGUCGUGUCCUACUACUAUAACCGCCAAUUUUCAUUCGAGCUUCCCAAUGAAUUGUCCCUCCGACAAUUGUUGUCCUGUUCGGGGCUUGGUAUACGGUAAUACUCAAUGGAUUCUUGAUGCAACGGAUGGUCCUGUGCAAUUGAUAUGUAACCCUAGCACAGGACAGUUCUUAACCUUACCUAAAGUGAAAACGAGUUUUCGUGUAGAGAAAAGCUGUUUAGGGUAUGAUCCAAUUGACAAACAACUCAAAGUAUUGUGCAUGGCUUACCCCUCUUCCCAUCAUAUUCUAACAUUAGGAACUGGGAAAAGUUUGUCAUGGAGAAUGAUCAAAUGUGAUAUACCACAUUAUGGUGCUGGUGUUGGUCCUAGUGAUUACGGUCAUGUAUAUGAUGGGAUAUGCAUCAACGGUGUGUUGUAUUAUUUAGCUGUUCUCUCUGAGUGCUUUUUAAGGUUUCGUGACAUAGUUUGCUUUGAUGUUAGAUCUGAGAAGUUCUCUUAUAUCGAGAGAGCUAAAGACAUGGAAGGAAAGCUUGAAUCAACUGAUGGGGAACUUGUUGAAUCAGUUCUGGUCAACUACAAGGGUAAAUUAGCUAUGCUUCAGCGCAACUAUUCUAGUAAAGAUUUAUAUACCGGUAUCAAAAUGUGGGUUCUAGAAGACGCCGACAAGCAUCAAUGGUCGAGGCAUACCUACAUUUUGCCUUCUCCUUGGUUGUAUUCAUUUGCAUGGACUAAGAUACGCAUUGCUGGAAUGACUAACAGGGGUGAAAUUGUGUUCUCGCCCGCCUAUGAUUACGAUUCUUUUUUCAUUGUCUUGUACGAUCCCGAAAGGAACACUAUCGCUAGAGUUGAAAUCCAAGGAAUGGAAGCUUACAAGAAGGGUGAAGCUUACGUCUUUUUAGACCAUGGAGAGGAUCUGAAUCUUAUGGCAAGUAUUAAGGACCCUGGGCUCUAG